CGGUCCGAGCGGCUGCGGGCGCGGCGCCCRUGGGAGAGCGGCGGUCCGCGGGCACGAGCAGGAGCAGCUGUGCUUCUCACUGGACCAGCAUGUGGAAUUCAUUGCAACUCUUUCAAGACGGUUCCUGUUUCAGAAGAACCAAUGGGUGCUGUGAAAUCUGUGUAACACCUUUUUAAAGAAGACUGCCUAAGGCAGCAGGACUGUGAGUCGCAUUUACAYGUUCAACAACUGGAAAGAUGCCAAGUUCUAAAAGUAACUUUGUGUGCUUAGAUGAGGAUGUUAUAAAUGACAUUUCGGACUUGAGUGAAAUGAAAAUUUCAGAUGAGAAAGGAUCUACUGAAAAGAGCACAACGACUUUAAUUGAGGAGAAUGGAUAUCAUGACUCGAUCUACAUAAAUGCAGCAAAGAUUUUUCAAGGCAUUCAUAACCAAAAGCCUCAGGAUAGGAUAUUGGUGCGAUAUGGUGACGACUCCGCAUCUCCCCUGCUAACUUUUAAAGAUGAGUAUUCCCAGCGUGUGUCUUAUGAACUGGCUUUCAGUGCUUUAAAAUAUCAAGAUCUUCUUGAAAAGAUACUGUUAGAUAGCUGUGCUUACCCCUGUCACUCAAUACCAGAUGAACUGACCAGCCUGCUUGUUGUGAUGCUUUAUGACCUGCAAGACAGAAAGUUUCAAGCCCGAGAGAUUGUUGAUGAGGAAGAGCCUGUAGCAGAAGUUCGGAAAAUAGAGCAUUAUCUAUACAAUUUUAAGACCAAAUUGGCAGCUGCACUAGCAAGAUGUCGAAUCAAACAUGAUGCUCUUUCAAUUGAACACAUUCUGCCAGAAACCAUACGGAAACAGGAGCAAAGGGCUUCCGUGGUCCCUUUGUAUGCCUGGAUAAAUACAUUAAAAAUCAGCCUUCAGGAUGUUGUCAAGAGUUUGGAGACAAAGGGAUUCAGAAGAGUUGAAUCUGUGUCAGACUUGGACCAUUAUACUUACUGUAUUGACCAGCAUUGUCAUGAUGUGUUGGUUUUUCCUUCCUCUCUCAAGAAAGAACUGCUUAAUUUGGAUCUUUUUGCAGAUUACAAACUCUUACUACAGGAUAAGUCUCGCAGCCUCGCUGUACAUUCUGUGUGUGCCCUGCUGAGUGCAGAUGAUGACGUUGUGGUGGCUCACAUGGCUUCCCGGCUGACCAUUGCCCAUCUGUCAGUGCUGACACAUCACAGCAUGUCCAGAAUUUUUGUUUGUGGGGUAAAAUCUCCAGCAAAGGACACUGAACUGAAGAACGUGUUCAGGCACGUGGGAUGUACAAAUAUUCAGUUGCUACGGGAUGACUUUACUGAGAUUGGAGCAACAGACCCGAGACUGCAAAAAGCUAAAGUUAUUCUGCUGCUGCCACAGUGCUCUGGAGUGGGUGUUGGCAAUCCAGUAGAAUUUAUUCUAAAUGAACAUGGAGAUGCAGGAUUGCUUAGAGACCUUUUCCACGGAUCUGUAUCUGAGGAUAAACUCACUAUUCUUGCCGAGAGGCAGCUGAAAGAGUUGAUGCAUGCAAUGAAAUUUAACAAAGUGCAAGCUAUUGUGUACUGCACUUCCUCAGUUUACCCAGAAGAAAAUGAGCUAGUAGUGAACAAAGCGCUGGAGUCUCGAGUGCAAGGAAAUAAAGGGCAGCCAUAUAGGCUCAUUCCUCCUGUUUUUCCUAUUUGCUCCAAUUCGAAGGCUUCCACUGAUUGUUUUUUCAAAAUGGAACCAUCAGAAAUUUCUAAUUGUUGCUUUUUAGCUAUUCUGGAAAGAGAGGUAAGCAGAGAAAACUUGUCUGUUCAAGACAUCUUGGCCCGUGCUGCAGCAAAAGGGUUGCUAGAUGGAAUAGACGUAGAGAAAUCAAAGAAAGAGGAGAGAAAGAAAAGGAAGCCGAAACCGCCGCAGCCCGUGAGCACCGCGGCAGCUCCCGGGGCGAGGGCCGAGGAGCCCGCGGGGCGCGAGGCCGCGGGGAGGCCGGUGCCGCGGCGGGCGCCGGGCCCUGCGGAGCAGCGGCGGCCGGAGGCGCCAGUGGCAGCUGUGCCGCGGAGCGGCCCUGUCCUCGCCUCGGCCAGCGCCGUGGGGCGCCCGCUYCGCGCCGUGGAGCGCCCCGCGCGCCCCCCGGGCAGGGUGGUGGUGCUGAAGCCCGUGGAGAUCGUGCUGCCCCCCGUGCUGGGCCCCUGCUGGAGCACCCACGGCGCCGCCGUCCCAGCCCAGCACUGCUGGCACCCCUGGGUCGGCGCCCAGCGGCUCGGCGGGGGCCUCUUCCCAGCCCCGCUCUCCAAGGCGCUCAGACCCGCUGCCCUCAGGCAGCCUCGGCCCUGGCUCUGA
This is a messenger RNA of Nothoprocta perdicaria, 2321 nucleotides long. It is a transcript of the gene NSUN7, whose product is annotated as NOP2/Sun RNA methyltransferase family member 7. The transcript is spliced from 13 exons. The record is from RefSeq and is a predicted model, not a curated record. Bases 237 to 2321 code for a protein of 694 amino acids. Gene Ontology annotation, molecular function: methyltransferase activity. NCBI's taxonomy places the organism in Eukaryota, Metazoa, Chordata, Aves, Tinamiformes, Tinamidae.